Messenger RNA from Haliotis rubra (blacklip abalone), 1582 nucleotides. RefSeq lists its product as uncharacterized. The transcript has 3 exons. The record is from RefSeq and is a predicted model, not a curated record. The coding region runs from base 255 to 818 and encodes 187 amino acids. NCBI's taxonomy places the organism in Eukaryota, Metazoa, Mollusca, Gastropoda, Lepetellida, Haliotidae.
AAGUACUGGAUUGUGAACGACGCGAGGUACAGCGGUUUACAUUAUGUUGAUCAGGCUGCGCUCAUAUGUACUCGUCAUACGCGGAAAUUAUAACUUCAGUGACUCAGUGUAUUUGGGUGAAAUUCCUGUGUAUGCGAUAGUUGUAACUAUCAUAUCACUAAAAAUCACGACACAGAGGCGACACACCACUGCGAAUCAAGUCAACCCACGGACAGGGAACUGUUUGUUUCGCGAUCCCUUCUUUCCACAAUCUCAUGUCAGGAUCUGGCUUUUGUCUUGCGGAAACAUAUUCUGAAGACAAUAUGGCCACGCGAGAUGUUCCAGAUCAUGGGGGAUACGCCGCCAGACCCCAAGACCACACCUUGGCUAUGCCCAUCCGUAGUGGUGGGGGGAACAUGAUGUUCGGCCCGCGGGCCCGACUGUAUACCCACCAGUCUGUUGCCAACAGUGAGUACUCGGACUACUACGGAUAUUACGAGAUGUACGCCCCAGUUACUGCCGCGGACAUAAAGGAAGUGAAGACACUAAGUAGGAGUUUGUUCAAGCUGAAGAUUGCCUACGUUGUCCUGACUCUGUUUAUUGUGCUUAGUAUUGUAGCGUUCAUCCUCAUGAAUCCAUCUGUGUCGCCAUUCCUGCACCGCGAGGAACCCAUCCGCUCAGUGCGUCUGGCGUGUAAUAUCCUGGAGAGUAUCUGUGGAGCGACAACUUCGGCCAUUAAAGACACCCGGCUUCCCACAGAUCUAAACAUGUGCCACCUGAAAAAUGUGGAACAAAUUAUCAAGCUUAUACCCAAAUGUAAGGGGAACACAAAGAGCUGAACUAAAUAUUUCCGGCGGAUCUGUGUGUAUCUGUGACGCUGGACACAGCUGUGUGAGAUGGUAGUGUGUGCUGACGUCCACCUUCCGUGCUGCUCCGAUACCACAGGUUGUUUCAGGUCAGGAGGAACAAACUCGCUGACUCAGUGUGCAAUGAUGUCACUACAAGGAACUCGAUAAUGAAAUAUCAGCGACAUUAUGUUUUGUGAAUGAGACCCAUCUUCACACUUCCCAUAAUUUGACAACUUGUGCAAUGUUCCCAUUCACGUGGCCUGUCACACGUGCUGCGCGACCUUUACCUCUGUAUAUACUUGACUUAGAUAGGGUUAUAUGUCAGCACAGCUUGUCAACACAAGUUAUCAUAACAUCGCGGCAGUCCUUGACGGUGUAUAUUCUGUAAAGACUGCACUAUGUGUAUGGAGAAUCUUUAGGGCCAGAUACACACCGAAAUUAUGCUCCUUUCUCUAUUUAUAUCCGGGAUUUGAAAUGUUCAAAUUUGCUUUGGCGGCAUUUUUCCCAAUAGGUUACAUCAGACUGGGGUUAAGUGUUAAAACGAAUAGAUAUUGGCCUCAGUAACUGUGUGCCAAAUUUCAAACUUGUACAGCCAUAUGCACCAGUCUGGCCUAUCUGGGACUAAAGCCUCCAGAUACAUUGUAUACUUGAAAUAGCAAUGUUUCGGCAGUAUAUCAACAUUGACCAACGAGGAUGUGUCUCUUCUAUAUUGUUUUGAUAUAUUUGCCUUGUUACCAUUAAAAACAUGAAAUGAU